Halichondria panicea is the source of this 2301-nucleotide messenger RNA. Its product is annotated as mucin-2-like. Lineage: Eukaryota; Metazoa; Porifera; Demospongiae; Suberitida; Halichondriidae. The transcript has 4 exons. The coding region runs from base 63 to 2114 and encodes 683 amino acids. The record is from RefSeq and is a predicted model, not a curated record.
GACCUUGUCGUGCCUCCCUCCUGUCGCAGACCUAAGACUUGGGCUAAGUUUAACAAAGAGAGAUGUCCACCAUUAAAGUCUACAUUUUGCUCUCACUGUCUGUGCUGUGUAUUACCAAUGGGCAAGGUCAGAGCUGCCUUGAUGGGUUUCCUUCAAUCACUGACAACACCUGUACAUCAUCAUCAUGCCCCUUUCAGGGGAUAAGUAGCUCCCGGCAACUACGACUCUUCCCUUCCAUGAGGAUUACCUGUAAUGGGAUGCUAGUGGGAUUGUCUGUAGCAGGACAGACUCGAAGUGGAGUAGAUUAUCAUAUUCUGCAGAUCUGGAGACCCACUGGCCCCACGUCCAAUGACUAUGAGAGAAUCAGUGAAUACACAUUCCCAAUUGGAUGCUUUCAGCUACCUAACAAUGUCUGGCGGUGUACAGUCAUCAGUCCAUCAAUUCAUGUUGAGGUGGGAGACAUCAUUGGAAUCAAUCUUCCUCGUAACAGAAGGACCGCUGCAGCAUUUGAGAUGUUCUUCACGUCCCCGUCAUCUUCUACCAGCUACAUACUAAGCAAUACAUCAGUCUCAACAUUUUCAGUACCUGGAUCUACUGCUGCCAGUGCUCAACCUGUGCUUACUCUGAACAUUCAGGAACAAGUUACUGAGACCCCAACUACUGAGCUGACGACACAGGCCCCAACUACUGAUCAGCUGACGACACAGGCCUCAACUACUGAGCUGACAACACAGGUCCCAACUACUGAGCCGACAACACAGGUCCCAACUACUGAGCUGACAACACAGGCCCCAACUACUGAUCAGCUGACAACACAGGUCCCAACUACUGAGCUGACGACACAGGCCCCAACUACUGAGCUGACGACACAGGUCCCAACUACUCAGCCGACAACACAGGUCCCAACUACUGAUCAGCCGACAACACAGGCCGCCCCAACUACUGAUCAGCCGACAACACAGGCCCCAACUACUGAUCAGCCGACAACACAGGCCGCCCCAACUACUGAUCAGCCGACAACACAGGCCCCAACUACUGAGCCGACAACACAGGCCCCACCUACUGAUCAGCUACCAACACAGGCCCCAACUACUGAUCAGCUGACAACACAGGCCCCAACUACUGAUCAGCUGACAACACAGGCCCCAACUACUGAGCUCACGACACAGGCCCCAACUACUGAGCUCACGACACAGGCCCCAACUACUGAGCUGACGACACAGGCCUCAACUACUGAGCUGACAACACAGGUCCCAACUACUGAGCUGACGACACUGGCCUCAACUACUGAUCAGCUGACAACACAGGUCCCAACUACUGAGCUGACGACACACACCCCAACUACUGAGCUGACGACACAGGCCCCAACUACUGAGCUGACGACACAGGUCCCAACUACUGAUCAGCUGACAACACAGGCCCCAAGUACUGAUCAGUUCACAACACAGGCCCCAAGUACUGAGCUGACGACACAGGCCCCAACUACUGAGCUGACAACACAGGCCCCAACUACUGAGCUAACGACACAGGCCUCAACUACUGAUCAGCUGACAACACAGGCAAGUACUGAGCCGACAACACAGGCCUCAACUACUGAUCAGCUGACAACACAGGUCCCAACUACUGAUCAGCUGACAACACAGGCCCCAACUACUGAUCAGCUGACAACACAGGCCCCAACUACUGAGCCGACUACUCAGUCCACAACACACACUACUGCAGUAGAUAUUGGGCAACCGACGGCUAGAGGUACAGAGAUAGUUGGUCCGUUGGUUGGUGGUGUGGUUGGUGUGCUACUGUUGGUGCUGAUUGUUGCACUGGUGGUUGGUGUGCUACUGUUGGUGCUGAUUGUUGCACUGGUGGUGGGUUUGGUUGUGUAUAUUCUUACGAGGAGGAGAUUCACUAAUAAAUGGAAACCUGAGAUUGUAUCUGAACGACAUUUUGCAGAGGGCAGUCAGAGAGGGGUGAUCAGUAAUGGUAUCCACAGCGCUGAGACCGUAGAUUAUGAAGUUAUUGAGCUCGACUCUAUACGACAACCGACGGACAGUAUGUUCAAGAAUCUAUCGUACAUGCCCAACACAGAUGCAUCCAUCAACUAUGAGGAAGAGCAUUGAAUAUACUUACAUUGAUCGAGAAGAUAUACGCAUUCUAGCAAGAAAUCCAAUUGUCUAUCAAGAUGAGAAUAAAACAGACCAAGUAGCCACUUCAAGCAACGUUGCUACUGCUGACAAUAUUUGUUAUGGGUCAGCUAUUCCACGAGAUCAUGUGCCAACUUCUGACAAUGUUGCGUAUGGCUCAACU